Molecule: messenger RNA, 2098 nt
Organism: Helobdella robusta
Lineage: Eukaryota; Metazoa; Annelida; Clitellata; Rhynchobdellida; Glossiphoniidae
Exons: 14
Coding region: 319-2067 (582 amino acids)
Molecular function (GO): calcium ion binding
Source: RefSeq, a predicted model, not a curated record
AACCCGUGUCAGAAUGGUGGGAGCUGUGUGGAUCGGAUCAAUUAUUACGAGUGCUUCUGCUUGCCUAACUGGAGAGGAAAGAACUGCGACGCUGCAAAAUGUACCUCUUCCGGGGACAUUGUAUUUGUGCUGGACGGAUCCGGAAGUAUAGACAACGGAAACUUUUUAUUGGUUGUUCAAUUCGUUCAAAACGUCAUCAGUCAAUUAGAUGUAGCCACCUCGCCAAACGAUAACAACGACUUUCAGGUUGGAUUGAUAGUCUUCUCGACACAGCCAAGAGUUAUUUUCUACCUCAACUCCUACUAUAGCAAGUUAAAAAUGAUCGAAGCUGUCAAUGUACCAUUCACCUCAGGAGACACAAAUACAGCUGACGCCAUUUUCCUAGCGCGAACGCAGCUGUUUAACCAACUCCAUGGCGAUCGUCCGAACUCUCCUAACAUUCUCAUCCUCUUAACUGACGGAAUGUCGAGCAAUUCAACAGCAACCUGGCAAGAAUCCUCGAGGGCCAGAGCUUCCGGCAUCAACAUUAUCACCGUCGGUGUAGGCCAAGAUAUCGACAUGAACGAGCUGAUAGCUGUGGCUACUUCAACGGCUCCAUCGUCGCCACAAUCGAACGUUUUUGUCGCUUCAAACUAUUCUACACUAUCAACUCAGCUAACUAAUAAUCUCAGUUCAGCUAUUUGCUCUGAUUUCAGACACUGCAAUGCCUCGUCUUGCCAGUUCAGAGGUCAGUGUGUCGAAGAGUUCGGUGGCUUUUCGUGUAGAUGUACCACAGGUUACACAGGCAUCUACUGUGAGAGAGGAUGCAGUGGACAGCUCGACUUGAUGAUAGUGGUGGAUCUGAGUGGCAGUAUUCGCAGCGAUCGGUUCAAGUACAUCCAGCAACUUUUAAUCGGUAUUAUCCGAAAUCUAGAUCUGGGACAGUUCAUGACUCGAGUCGGUAUAAUCGUAUUCAGUGACGACGCACAGUUGAGUAUUCGCCUGAAUGACUACUGGAAUAUGCAGGACCUGAUAACAGCGAUCUACAAGAUAGUUUAUAGAGGACAAAGGACAAACACGGCUGCCGCACUGAACUUACUUCGGACUCAAGCGUUCACAGCCACUAACGGCGACAGAAGCGGUGUACCGAACGUCGCGAUAAUCGUAUCCGACGGUAAUUCGAAUAUCAAUCCGAGUUCGACCGUCGACGAGGCAAUCGCUUGUCGGCAAGCCGGUAUCAGAUUGGUGACAGCAUCUCUGGGGGACUCGAUAAACAUGGCCGAGAUAAAAAACAUAGCCAGCUUUCCAAUAGAGUUCAAUGCCUACAACGUUACAAACUACACCUUGGUAGAUAACUUGAUCCAACUGGCUGUUCAAUCCACAUGCGAUUCUAACAACAAAUGUCAAUCAAAUACUUGCCAAAAUGGCGGAACAUGUGUGCCUCUCUUCAACUUCUACCAGUGUAAAUGUCCCAGAUUUUACGCCGGCGUCAAUUGCGAGAGAAAUUGCACGGUUCGAAGUGACGUCACGAUAGUUCUGGAUUUUUCCGGAAGCAUUGGCUACAUGGAGGACUGGUACAACAUGCUGGUGUCCUUCGCCAGGGAGGUUAUCAACGGCCUCGACGUCGAUAACGAUGUCGCCCGUGUGGCUGUUGUCGCCUACGCCACUGACGUCAUUAAGACGAUCUACUUCAACGAAUACGCCAACAACCGAGCAAAACUUCUCGAAGCUCUAGCCUUCUAUUACGCCGGCGGUACCACAAACACCCAAGCCGCUCUUAGCUUUGUGGCUAGCUCUGUUUUCGACGCGAAUCGCGGCUAUCGCGGCUUUGAUAGCGGCGUUUUAAAGAGCGUCAUUUUACUUAGUGACGGUGAGUCAAAUGUCCAGGCUGAGAACACAGUACCAGCUGCUAAUAGUUUGAAGAGGCUAGGCGCCAGAGUUUACUCGGUUAUCGUUGGCACUGACUUUAAUGCGGCAGAGAUGGAAAGAAUUUCAUCCAACGGGACUAUGUACACGUAUCGAAUGCCGCACAUGGCAGAUGUUAAAAAAGUGGCGUCCCAGUUCUUAAAUGAUAAUUGUCGAGUCUAGCUCUUGGGAGAAAAUUAUGAAAUUAUGAUCA